GCCACUAAAAAAUGACCAUACAAUCAACCUCCCUAUGUGUAAAUUCAUCUUGUUCACUUUACUUGGCAAAAGAAAACCCCCAAAAACGUCAUAAACAUAGACAAAGAGACAACCUCAAAUCCAAAUUCCAGAAACCAUUAUCUACACCCUUGUUAGUGAACUCAAGAAAUCAGCCCCAAUCAAAAUUCCAAGCUCUUGAUAAAAUCCUGGGUGACAUUGAGGCCUCAUUCAACAAUGGUGUUGAGAUUGAUGACCCUAGCAUCUUUGCUUCUCUUCUUGAGGCCUGCUUCCAUUUACAAGCCUUCAAUCACAGUGCAAGAAUCCACCGCCUCGUUCCCCAGAAGCUCUUGCGUAAAAACAUUGGCAUUUCAUCAAAGUUGCUCAGGCUCUAUGCCGCGGAUGGGCGGGUUGAGGAUGCUCACCAGCUGUUUGAUCAAAUGCGUCACAGAUAUUCUUCAGCGUUUCCAUGGAAUUCUCUUAUAUUGGGGUAUGUGAAUAAGGGGUUAUUUGAGGAUGCCCUGGCACUUUACUUUCAGAUGGUGGAGGAGGGUGUGGAGCCAGACUUGCACACUUUUCCUCGUGUCCUCAAGGCUUGUGCAGGCAUUGGACUGAUCCAAGUUGGGGAGGAAGUUCAUCGUCAUGUCAUUCGUUGGGGAUUUGGGAAUGACAGGUUUGUUCUUAAUACUCUUGUUGAUAUGUAUGCUAAGUGUGGUGAUAUCAUUAAAGCUAGGAGAAUCUUUGAUCAAAUUGCAGAGAAAGACUUAGUUUCAUGGAACUCAAUGCUUGUUGGUUAUGUUAGGCAUGACCUUAUACUAGAGGCAUUGGAUAUAUUUCAAUCUAUGUUACAUGAUGGCUUUAAGCCAGACUCUGUCUCUGUAUCAGCCUUACUAAGCAGGGAAUUGCCUCUAAAACUCGGACCCCAAAUCCAUGGAUGGGUUCUUCGUCAGGGGAUUGAAUGGAAUUUAUCAAUUGCAAACUCUCUGCUCGUUUUGUAUUCUAAUAGUCUAAACAAUCUCAAGCAAACGAGAUGGUUGUUUGAGAAUAUGCCUGAAAGGGAUGUGGUGUCAUGGAACUCAAUAAUUGCAGCUCAUUCUAAGGGCCGAGAAGCGCUUGCUUACUUCCAAGAGAUGGUAAGUUCCGGUGCCAUGCCAGAUGGAAUCACAUUUGUGUCAUUACUGUCUGUGUGUGCUCAUUUGGGGUUGGUAGAAGAUGGUGAGAGGAUAUUCACUCUGAUGAGAGAAUGGUACAAAAUCAAGCCUGUUAUGGAACACUAUGCUUGCCUGGUUAAUCUGUAUGCAAGAGCUGGACUUAUAACCAAAGCUUAUGACUUGAUCGCGAAUAAUAUGGAGUUCGAGGCUGGUCCGACCGUUUGGGGAGCGUUGCUCUAUGGUUGCUCCCUUUGUGGCAAUGCUGAUAUCGGGGAGAUUGUCGCGAACCAUCUUUUCGAAUUGGAGCCGGAUAAUGAGCAUAAUUUUGAGCUUUUGGUGAAGACUUAUCGUAAAGCUGGUCUCAUAGAGGAUGCAGAGAGAGUAAUACAGAUGAUGAUAGACAGAGGUUUUGAUUUGCAGAUAUGAGAAAGUGUUAUUGGAAAUCACUUCUAUUACUCAUGACCUAGUGAUCAAGAAGGCAUCAUUAAUUGCCCGCACGGCUUAGCUUAGUGGUUCAAUAGGCAGUAUUGGAAGAAGAGACCAAUGUUCGAAACUCGGCAGCAGCAGUGUGGUGAUUUGGACAGACCCCUUGUGCAUAUUGGCAUUUGGCCUGACUGCUGAGCUACUGAGUUACCGUGAUUUACCUCCUCCCACAUGCUCUGUCGGACCAAGGCAUGGGAGACCCUUAUGGUUAGGGAUUCAAGUUAUUCAACCUUUUAGGAGAAGAAGAAUGUAUCAUUAUUUUUUUAAAGCUGGUAGCUAAAUUGUAUAAUUACCACAGGGUAUCAUUGGAUUGUUGGUUAAAUUUGGUAUGUAUCAACUGCCAAGCUUUGAUACUCCAAA
Ipomoea triloba (trilobed morning glory) is the source of this 1991-nucleotide messenger RNA. RefSeq names its product pentatricopeptide repeat-containing protein At4g25270, chloroplastic. Gene Ontology annotation, molecular function: protein binding; RNA binding. The transcript has a single exon. The record is from RefSeq and is a predicted model, not a curated record. Lineage: Eukaryota; Viridiplantae; Streptophyta; Magnoliopsida; Solanales; Convolvulaceae. Gene Ontology annotation, biological process: RNA modification. Bases 12 to 1574 code for a protein of 520 amino acids.